UUCUUCUUUUCAUCUGACCGCAAUCUCUCCUGCUGCAGUUUGAGGAAAGGAUCCAAACUCAGGAAAGAAGUGGGGUCUACCCUCUUAGCAGCCAUGUCCCACGUGGAACAGAAGGAGGAUGAAGAGAAAAGACCUCAGCUGGCAAGGGAGGAUUCAGAACAGGAGACACUGGUGAGCCGAAUCACUGGCCUGCCCCUGGUCAGCUCCACGUACGACCUGGUGUCGGCGGCCUACAGCGCUCACAAGGAGCAGCACCCAUAUCUGCACUCCGUCUGCGGGGUGGCCGAGCGGGGGGUCCUGGGCCUAGCAGCCGUUGCGGUCAGCAGUGCCCAGCCUCUUCUCACCCGACUGGAGCCACAGAUUGCCACAGCAAAUGAGUACGCCUGCAGGGGGCUAGACAAGCUAGAAGAAAAACUCCCCUUCCUGCACCAGCCCUCCGAGAAGGUGGUGAGCUCGGCCCGGGGUGCGGUGUCCAGCGGGGUGAGCGGCAUGGUGGACCUGGCCCGGCGUGGCCGGCGCUGGAGCGUGGAGCUGACCAGCGCGGUGGUGGCCGGAGGGGUGGACGCCGCUCUGGGCACCCGCGUUGGCCGGAUGGUGACAGAAGGGGUGGGAGCCGUGCUGGGCCGGUCCGAGGAGCUCCUGGACCACCUGCUGCCCCUGAGCGACGAGGAGCUCGCUAAGCUGGCCGAGGCCGCAGGUGGGCCAACGGUGACCUCGUUGGAGGAGCAGCGGCGGCACCAGACCUACUUUGUGCGGCUCGGCUCCCUGUCUGCUCGGCUGCGCCAGCGCGUGUACCAACACUCGCUGGGCAAACUGCGGCUCAGUAAAGACAGAGUCCAGGAGGCCCUGGCUCAGCUGCAUGAAACCCUGGAGCUGAUUGAGUACGUGAAGCAGGGGGUGGACCACACGUUCCACAACAGCCAGAGCAAGCUGCACCAGCUGUGGCAGGACUGGAGCCACAGCCGGCAGGAGGACGAGCGCGACGGUGGGCUCCGGAGGCUGCAGGCCGAGUCCCAGACUCUGGCCCUGUCCUGUGAGCUGACCAUGGAGCUGCAGGCCAAAUGCGAGACCCUGGUGUCCAGCAUCCACGGGCUGCCCCCAGCCAUCCAGGACAAGGUGCGGGAAGUGCGGCAAAACGUGGAGGAUCUGCACGCGGCCUUCUCGGCCGCCCAGUCCUUCCACGACCUGUCGGGAGCGGUGUUGGCCCAAGGGCGGGGCCAGGUGACCCAGGCCCACGAGUCCGUGGACGAGCUGGUGGACUACGUGAUGCAGAACAUCCCCUUACCCUGGCUGGUGGGGCCUUUUGCCCCGCACCUCAUCGAGCGGCCCUGCACCCCUCAGAACCUGGCUCAGCAGGUCGAUGAGGUGGUGCCCGGCCGCCGCCCCAGCAUACUGGAUGGGGACCGCUGGGCUGGCAUGGGGUGGCAGGCUCAGGUGGAGGUGUGGGAGGAGGAGCGGGGGCUGCCAUCCCAGGAGAAGAAGGGGGAGGAAGAGGAGAAGAGCGCAGCAGCAGCAGCCACGUUAACUCUGUUUCCUCUCUUUGAUUGCUUCUUCAUCUGA
This is a messenger RNA of Tachyglossus aculeatus (Australian echidna), 1560 nucleotides long. It is a transcript of the gene PLIN5, whose product is annotated as perilipin 5. Lineage: Eukaryota; Metazoa; Chordata; Mammalia; Monotremata; Tachyglossidae. The record is from RefSeq and is a predicted model, not a curated record. Gene Ontology annotation, biological process: positive regulation of triglyceride storage; lipid storage. The coding region runs from base 94 to 1560 and encodes 488 amino acids. The transcript has 10 exons. Gene Ontology annotation, cellular component: lipid droplet; cytosol.